Amorphotheca resinae ATCC 22711 is the source of this 1964-nucleotide messenger RNA. RefSeq lists its product as hypothetical. Lineage: Eukaryota; Fungi; Ascomycota; Leotiomycetes; Helotiales; Amorphothecaceae. Gene Ontology annotation, cellular component: nucleus; cytoplasm. Bases 245 to 1879 code for a protein of 544 amino acids. The record is from RefSeq and is a predicted model, not a curated record. Gene Ontology annotation, molecular function: protein serine/threonine phosphatase activity. The transcript is spliced from 2 exons.
CCAGUCCAAACUUCACUCGUUAUAUGGUCGUGACAAUUAAGAGCAACACGGCCAUUACAAACUGCAACAUCGGACUUGAGCAAGGAGCACCCGGACCUUAGAUCAUAACUCCGACACUCCUCUAUCCCCAGACGGGCUUGAUGCUAUAAAAGCUACCUGGUCCGCAAAUCUCAUGCGACAUAUUUUACAAGCAGCAAUUUUUCACAUUUUCCCGCAUCACUGUUAAAUACACAAGCGAAAGAAGAUGGGAAACCAGAGUUCCAAGGGCUCUGGGACGGCAACGCCCAAAAACAGCGCGUCACAGACGUCACUAGACAAGAAUUUCGACAAUCUCCAGUCUUAUCCAUCGUUCAGCAAGGCAGAUACCAAAGAGUCAAAUAGGUCUUUUAGAGGGGCUUUGAGGUCCAAGAUCCCAGGUACCAAAACGGAUAGCCCCAGGGGGUCAUCAGCAGGGUUGGCGAAUGGAGACAUCAAUGCAGACAAGUCAGACGCGGCGUCUGUGAAGUCUGGGAGAAGUUCUCGAUCAGGAAUAUCAAAGGGAGCACCGGACUCUCCAACACCUGAUCCAGUUUCCCCAUCUCUGGAUGCAUCCGAAGAUGCUAUUUCACCCCCUGAUGAGCUAAAGCCACCUCCGUCCCCGAUUCAGUCGGCAUCUAUGCGACAAGGACAUCAUGAUGUCGACGCCGCUCAGCGAAGCGGUGAGGUUGACUAUGUCUCCGACCAACCUCCGUCGGGAGCGACAAAUCCACAUGCCCAUUUGCAGCGACCGGGCCAAUCAAUUUUGGUCAAGAAGGCGGACACGAUCAAUCCAAUUCAACAAGAUGCACUAUCAUCCUUGCCGGGGACCGACGAAACAGCUCCAGGUUCAUCAGUGGCUAUGGGUGAAUUGAAAGACUCGGAUGUGGAUGAUUACAUCAAACGACUUCUGGAUGCAGGAUAUGCAGGCAAGAGCACAAAGGGCGUCUGCCUGCGAAAUGCCGAGAUCAAUUCGAUUUGCAGCCGUGUAAGGGAAAUUUUCUUGGAACAGCCGCCCCUGAUUGAGCUGGACGCACCGGUCAAGAUUGUAGGAGACAUUCAUGGACAGUAUUCUGAUCUCAUUCGAAUGUUCGAGAUGUGUGGCUUCCCACCAACGUCGAACUUCUUGUUUUUGGGAGAUUACGUUGAUCGAGGAAAGCACUCGUUGGAGACAAUCCUCCUCCUCAUGUGCUACAAGAUUAAAUAUCCCGAGAAUUUUUUCCUUCUUCGGGGCAAUCACGAAUGUGCGAACGUUACUCGGGUAUAUGGCUUCUACGACGAGUGCAAGCGGAGAUGCAACGUGAAGGUGUGGAAAACCUUUGUCGAUACAUUCAACUGCCUUCCCAUUGCCGCAAUCGUUGCGGGUAAAAUCUUCUGUGUUCACGGCGGUCUAUCACCGGCUCUCAGCCACAUGGAUGAUAUAAGACACAUUGCGAGACCUACUGACGUACCCGACUUCGGACUGCUGAAUGAUCUCUUAUGGGCAGAUCCUGCAGACCAGGAAAAGGACUGGGAGACCAGCGAACGAGGUGUGAGUUAUUCCUUCGGAAAGAGGGUUAUAACGGAAUUCCUGACAAGGCACGAUUUCGAUCUGGUCUGCCGGGCACACAUGGUUGUCGAGGACGGAUACGAGUUCUUCGAGGAUCGAAUUCUGGUUACCGUGUUUUCCGCACCAAACUAUUGUGGAGAGUUUGAUAAUUACGGUGCCGUCAUGAGUGUUUCAACCGAGCUCUUGUGUAGCUUUGAGCUCCUCAAACCCUUGGAUUCAAGCGCGUUGAAGAGCCAGAUGAAGAAGAGUCGGAACAAACGCAAUAGCAUGGUCAACAGCCCGCCUCCACCUGGAGUGUACCCUCAGAGUGUAUAGUUCAGGUCCUGGGUUAUUGAUUCGAAGGAAAGCAGGAACUUCUGGAGAUCUUUAUCCCGAAUCUUCACUCAAUUUUGACAGAUUC